Molecule: messenger RNA, 364 nt
Organism: Cuscuta epithymum
Lineage: Eukaryota; Viridiplantae; Streptophyta; Magnoliopsida; Solanales; Convolvulaceae
Source: the annotation of a GenBank genome assembly
GCGCUUCUUCAGCUACGGAACCUACUGCACCUAUUGUUUUUUAUUCGGAUGAUGUUGCUCCAGAAACUUCUGUCGUUGACACACCUCAUGAUACGGCCUCUAGCUCGGCCGAAGUAACGUCUGCCAGCAUUCCCCUUGGCCGCGGCAUGCGGUCUAAGCGACCAUCAGUGUUACUUCGAGAUUAUGUUGCUCAUUUAAGCCCAUCUCCGUCCUCCCUCUCCGACAGAACCUCAGGACAUGAACCCCGUUCCUUCAAGGAAGCUAUGACUGAUAGUGGAUGGCGUUCCGCCAUGCAAGAUGAAAUACACGCUCUUGAAAAUAAUCAUACGUGGGACAUGGUGCCACUUCCCCAUGACAAAAAGGC